Messenger RNA from Tupaia belangeri chinensis (Chinese tree shrew), 2369 nucleotides. It is a transcript of the gene ATRIP, whose product is annotated as ATR interacting protein. NCBI's taxonomy places the organism in Eukaryota, Metazoa, Chordata, Mammalia, Scandentia, Tupaiidae. Gene Ontology annotation, biological process: DNA damage checkpoint signaling; DNA repair. The record is from RefSeq and is a predicted model, not a curated record.
AGCAUUGGGCAUCCCCCGAGCAAGCGGGCCCGGGGCUUCUCCGAGGCCGCCGUCCCGGACCCCGAAGACCCGUUCAGCGCGCACGGGGACUUCACUGCGGACGACUUGGAGGAGCUCGACAUCCUGGCGUCACAGGCCAUGAGCCAGUGCCCGGCCGCGGCUCGGGACGUGUCCAGUAUUCAUAAGGUCCCCAGAUUAGAUGGGAUGUCAAAAAACCCUACAGGGAAAAACAGAGAAAGCGUUCCAGUUAAAGAUAAUUUUGAAUUAGAAGUACUUCAAGGACAAUACAGAGAACUUAGAGAAAAGCUGAAGGCAAUGGAGGAAGAAGUCCUCGUUAAGAAUGGGGAAAUUAAAAUUCUGCGUGACUCCCUGCAUCAGACAGAAUCUAUUCUAGAGGAACAGAGACGAUCACAUUUACUCCUAGAGCAAGAGAAAGCCCAAGUGCUCAGUGAGAAAGAAAAGGAAUUCUCCAAAAAGCUGCAGUCGUUACAGUCUGAGCUCCAGUUUAAAGAUGCAGAGAUGAAUGAAUUAAGGACAAAGCUCCAGAGCAGCGAAAGGGUGAAUAAACUGGCUGCUCCCUCCCUCUCCCGUGUCAGUCCUAGGAAAAGCCCUUCUGUGGGUGUGAAGCCAGAAGCGUGUUCUACACAAUUUGGAAAAACAUCCUUCCCUACAAAGGAGUCUUUUAGUGCCCACAUGUCCCUUUCCCACCCCUGCCAGGCCGAGCCAGGGUACAAGUCUCUGGUGGGCAGAGAAGAUAAGACUCACAGCCUGAGGGGCGACCUCAUAAAGCAAGAAGACGCCCCGAGGAGUCUCAUCAACAGCUGGGUGCAGAGCUCGAACACUCAAGGUUCCAUUUUGAUAAACUUGCUUCUGAAGCAGCCUCUGACCCCAGGGUCACCCCUCGGUCUCUGCCACCUCCUGAGUGGUUAUCCUGAGGCUCCCACUGGCACCCUUCUGCAGCCGUCGGGGUUAGCCAGCACCUUGGCUGGGAUUUCGGGCCUCAGGACUACAGGUUCUCGCGAUAGGCCGUUCUCCCUCUCAGCUCUGAGAGAAGCACAGACCCUGGCACUGACUGGGCUGAACCUGAUCUCCAGAAACGAAGAUUCGGCUGACAGAGACCCAGCAGAGGGAGGCGGAAGGGCCUUCCCGCUGUGCCGGCUGGCCGGCGCCGUGCACCUCCUCCCUCUCGUGCAGCUCUUCAUGGGCGCGUACUGCCAGGCACUGCAGGACCUGGCAGCUGCGAAGAGAAGCGGAGCCCCCGGUGACUCGGCGACGCGCCCCUCCUGCGUGAGCUCCGGGGUGGAGGCCAGCCCUGAGGACUCCCUUUGCAACCUGGAGAGCUGCUCUGUGGCCUCGCUCAGCGUCCUCCAGCACCUGGUGUGCCACAGCGCCGCUGUCGUCUGCCUGCUGCUGUCAGGGGUGGAGGUGGCGUCUGCUGUGGGGGCCGGCUGCAGGGUGCACAGGCAUGGCCCCAGAGAGGGGGCCUCGGCACCAGCGGAGACCAGGGACAGCACCCACUGCUGGAGACGCUGCUUCACGUCCUGGCGCUCUCUUCUGCAGCGGUGGGUCACUCUCAAGCCGGGGUCCUGAGCCAAUGCCUUAAGGUUCUGGUGAAAUUAGCAGAAAACGCACCCUCUGCACUCUUGCCCAGGCUGCGGUGUGUGUUCCGGGUGCUGCCAGCGUGCCUGGGCCCGGAGACGCCCCUGCCGGGCGUGCUGCUGGCUGCUGAGCUCCUCUCCCUCCUGGCAGACCACGACCAGCUGGCGCCUCAGCUCUGCUCCCGCUCCGAAGGCUGCCUCCUGCUGCUGCUGUACACCUAUGUCACCUCACGGCCCGACAAGGCGGCCUCGGACACACAGUGGCUGCAGCUGGAGCAAGAGGCUGUGUGGCUCCUGGCCAAGCUUGGCGUGCGGGGCCCCUCUGUCCCGCUCACAGGCUCCGACUGCCAGUGCAGUGCAGAGGUGGUCCGAGCACUCACGGUGAUGCUGCACCGACAGUGGCUGGCGGUGCGGAGGGCAGGGGGGCCCCCGAGGACCACGCAGCAGAAGCGGACGCGGACGGUGCGCUGCGUGCGGGACACGGUGCUGCUGCUGCACGGCCUGUCCCAGAAGGACAAGCUCUUCUCAGUGCACUGCGUGGAGGCCCUGCACCAGUACGACCAGGUGAUGCCAGGGGUCGGCAUGCUCAUCCGAGGGCUCCCUGACGUGACGGACUGUGAAGAGGCAGCCCUGGAUGACCUCUGUGCCGUGGAGGCCGACGCGGACGAUCCAGAGAUGGACUGCGGCUAAGGCCGGAGGGUGGCACCACCCGCCGUGCCCGUGGCUCAUUAAAGCAGUGGCCGUGGCCAGUGGCCGCCUGGCAUGCCCGCA